Molecule: messenger RNA, 240 nt
Organism: Cooperia oncophora
Lineage: Eukaryota; Metazoa; Nematoda; Chromadorea; Rhabditida; Trichostrongylidae
Source: the annotation of a GenBank genome assembly
AUGAAAACCACCCAAGAUUUGAUAAGGAACAAAGUUGACAAACAAGUACCAAGAGAUCUGAACGACUUAUCCGCAAAAACUGACAACAUCACGUCACAGUUGAUCGCUCGCCUUAACAAAGAAGAAGAAGAGAGGUAUGAUUUGGAUUAUGCUUGUAAGAUGGACCUGCGAAAAUUCGUUUGUACGAUUGCGGAUGAAGUAGUGGAAAUACUUGCAGCAUCAGACGGAAACACAGGGUAA